AUGGAGAUUGAUUAAUAUUCAGCUCGUGCUGCCAAUGAAGAUUAAGCACUUAUGAGUAAGAGAGGUGAUUAAGAAUAAAGAAAAUCAGAGUUCUUUUAACGUUGUCUAUAGGAUCGUAAAGUUAAUACAGAUUUAUCAGAAUCAGAAAAAUUUAUAUUUGGAGAUAAAGCUAUUUAUAUGGGAAGGAUGAAAUUAGAAUAGAGAUUAUAAGAUAUUGAUGAAGUAUUUCUACCUUUUGAUAAUAUUGAUUUGGAUGAAAGGGAACGUAAUGAAAAAAUGAAAGAAUUAUCAAAAUCUUCUUAAUCUGAUAAUUAAAGAAUUGAUAUUAAUAAGAGAAAUAAGAAAAUAGAAAAUUUUUGGUUAAUAAUAAGUCCAGAUAGUACUAUAAAAAUAGUGUGGGAUUUCUUUUGUAUGAUUUUAAUUCUAUAUGAAAUAAUAACAAUACCAAUAAGAAUAAGUUUUGAUAUAGAAGUAAGUGCUGAGUUUGGUUAUGUAAUAACAGCAGCAUUUCUAUUUGAUAUUUUAUUAACAUUUAAUACAGCAGUAUAUAUAAAUGGGAAUAUCAAUUAUUCUUAUAAGGCAAUAGCAUUUGAUUAUUUCAAAUUAUGGUUUUGGAUAGAUGUAGUGGCAUCUUUUCCUUAUGAUAUGGUAUUUAAUACAGCAUUAACAGGAGAAGCAGGAGAUGAAGUGAAUGAUUCAUCAUAAAAUUUAAAAAAGAGUACUUAAAUUUUAAGAGUGUUAAAAUUCUUUAGAUUUGUUAAAGUAAUUCGUUUAUUAAGAUUGGCAAAACUGAAGGCUAUAAUGGAUAAAAUAGAGGAAUAUUUUUCAGAUAGUUCAAUAAUUUAAACAAUAGGAAGUUUUUUAAAACUAUGUGCAUUUGUUUUAUUUUGGUCUCAUUGGUUAGGAUGUAUUUUCCAUUUUAUUGGUUAAAGUGAAGAUACUUCAUAUAAUUGGCUUUCAAUAUAUGGAUUGUAUGAUGAACCUUGGGAAAUUAGAUAUGUAAAUUCUGUUUAUUGGGCUGUAACUACAAUGAUUACAGUAGGUUAUGGUGAUUUAUCUCCAUAAACACCAUUGGAAAGAUUAUUUGGAGUAUUCUUUCUUUUAAUAGCUUGUGGUGUGUUUUCAUUUACUAUGAACACUAUUGGUAAUACAAUGCAAUAAUUAAGUUAGAAAUAAGAUUAAUAUUAGAAGAGGAUAUCAGAAAUAAAUAUAUAUAUGGCUAAAGUAAAGAUUUAAAAACAAUUAUAAAAUAAAGUAAGAAGAUAUUUAUAAUAUAUUUGGGAUUCUCAUCGUAGUGUAAAUUUAGAAUCAAUUUGUUAAAAUCUAUCAUUAUCUUUAAAAUAUGAAUUUACAAUUUAAGUAAAUGGAACUAUAUUGGCUAGUUAUAAAUUGUUAUGUGAGACAUUUUCAAGGAAAUUACUUAUUGAAUUAACAUAAAUAUUAAAAGAAUAAACAAUAUAACCAGAUGAAUAUGUAUUUAUUGAAGAUGAACCAAAGAAUGAAUAAAUUCUAUAUUUUAUUUAAGAAGGUCAAAUAAAUAUUGUAUUAAUAAAAACAAGAUAAAUUGUGGCUAGAUUAAGUAAUAAAUAAAUAUUUGGUGAAAUAAGUUUCUUUGGAAAUAUAGGUAGAACAGCAUCUGCAAAAAGUAAUGGUUUUACAGAUGUUUUUGUAUUGAAAAGAUAAGAUUUUGUAGCAUUAUUAGAUAAGUUUCCAGAUGAUAGAGAAAGAUUUAAUUUUAUAAAUGAAGAAGUUAAUAAAAGAUAAUUAUAAAUAUUAGAUAUACAUUGUUAUGCUUGUGAUUUACCAGGACAUGUAAUAAGAGAAUGUCCAUCAUUACAUUUUGUGAUUGAUUUAGAUAUAUAUUAAAAGACCAAAAUAAGAUGUAUUAAAGCUAUAAUGAAAGAUUUUGUAAGAAAAGAUAGAAUGAAUUAUAAUGCUAUGAAAAAUAGAAUAGAAUUAGAAAAAGCAGCUAAAAAUUUAUAAAUGAAUAUACCAACUCAUAAAUUCUUAAUGGAAGAAUGUAAUGUGGAUGAUUAAUUAUCUUAGGCAGUAGAAGAUGAAUCUAUAAAAAAAGGAUUUAAAUUAAAAUCUAAAUUUAAAGAAGAUAGGAAUAGAAGAAGAAAUUGGGAAUAAUCUUAUAAGAAAUCUGCCCAAAAGAUUUAAUAGAUUUAAAUUAAAUAAUCAGAAAUAUUUAGUAUUACCAAAAGUCUAUCUUAAGCUAUCUUAUCAUCUAAUGCUAGUGGUUAAACAAGUCUUAAUCAUAUUGCAAUUAAUUAAUUUAAAUCUCCAAAUGAGAGUUCAGAAGAAAGUGAUAGUGGAACUAUAUAAUAAAAGAUGGAAGAUAUAAUGGCUGAUUAUUAAAUAUUUAAAUAAGAAGUGGAUAAGUAUAAUGGAAGUCAACAAUUAGAAAUUAAGAAAAAUUUUGUUUUAUUGAAUGAAUUUGAAUUUGGUUGUGAUUAUAAUAUAUUCUACCCUCACAAUAAUCUUUCUGUUGUGUUGAAAGAAUUUCAUAAAUAUUAAUUAGGUAACUCUGUUAAACCUAAAAUCGAUACUGAAUAUGAUACUAAUGUAUUUUAAGAAUAUAUGGAAUAUUAUGUUAUAGACAUAGAAGAUGUCAAAAGAUUUAAAUUAGAAGUCAAACCAUCUCAAAUUAAACAAUUUCUACCUUUCACAGAAUUACUUUAAUCAUCAUACAAUCGUUAAGUAAUAAUAAUUAAUAUUAUUUAUUAGAAAAAAAAGAAUUUUGGUUUGUUAAAACAACCAAAAAGAUCUUUUAAAUAAGUUGUUAGAGCAAUUAUUUUGGCAAGAAAAUUUAAAUGA
Paramecium primaurelia is the source of this 2820-nucleotide messenger RNA. Lineage: Eukaryota; Ciliophora; Oligohymenophorea; Peniculida; Parameciidae. The record is from the annotation of a GenBank genome assembly.